This is a messenger RNA of Eimeria tenella, 4238 nucleotides long. RefSeq names its product E3 ubiquitin-protein ligase HUWE1, related. The transcript is spliced from 2 exons. Gene Ontology annotation, cellular component: nucleus. The record is from RefSeq and is a predicted model, not a curated record. The annotation marks the transcript as partial. Lineage: Eukaryota; Apicomplexa; Conoidasida; Eucoccidiorida; Eimeriidae.
CCCCGAAGGCGCAGCAACAGCAGGAGAAGAGCAGCGGCCGCGGCUGCGGGACCUCCCCGUGGACCUGCUGAAUGCCUUGCCCGCAGCAGUUCGCCAGGCAGCUGUGGCUGGCUGCCGCGACCGGGACAGCGUGGAAGAAGGGGCAGCAGCUCCAGGAGCUGAUGUUGACAAUGCAACUUUUCUUGCAACUUUGGAGCCAGCUUUGCGGCAGGAAGUGCUGCUGACUGCAGACGCGCUGGUGCUGGAGGCCCUGCCGCGGGAGCUGCAGGUGGAGGCGGCUUUGCUGCGGGAGCGGGCGAUGCAGCGGCAGCAGCAGCGGCAGCAGCAGCAGCAAAGGGCAGCAGCAGCAGCAGCGGCUGCUGCGGCCAACAUCACCGCUGGCGCUGCGGGGGGAGCCCCCCCUGCGGGGGACCGCCCGGGGCGUGGCAGCCGGGGCACUUCGUCGGGGCCCGGGGGGGCCUCCGGCUCGGGGGGCCCCUCGCUGCCUGCUGCCUUUGUGGAUGCCUCUCUGGCCCUAUUUGGGGGCUUCGAAGGCCGCUGGGGGCCCCUGGGGGGCCCCCACAGCAGCACGGGGGCCCGCCUGCUGGGCAUGCCCGCCUCUUCUCUGCUGCCCCGCAGCAUUCGGCUGGGGCUGCGGGAGGCGCUGCUGGAUGAUGCUGUCUUUUCGCGGGAAGGGGAGGGGCCCCGGGGUGCUGCAGCAGGGGGCGACGCAGCAGCUUCUCUAAUAGCUGCGCGGGGCAUGCUGCAGUCCUCAGCUGCAGCGCGCAGCGCGGCAGCAGGCGGGCCUGCUUCCGGAGCAGCAGCAGCAGCAGCUGCUGCUCGAGGGCCGGUGUUCGCGGGAAUGCCCGAGGAGCUGCUGCUGCUGCCCAGCGAGCGGCUGCUGAGGGCCCCCGCUGCUCUUUCUGCCCCUCCUGGCCUCACGGGCUUCUCAGGACUUUCGGGACUUGUUGCUUUUCCAAACAGAACUGGAGGUGGAACCCGAUUUAGGGUUUCGCAGGGGGCUGGUGGUUUGGCGGGUUCUUUGGGGUCCGCUGCAGAGGCCGCGGGAGGGGCUUUCCGGCAGAUUGACUUUCUCUCGCUGCUGCUGAACGGCGGUGCUGCUGCUGUUGCGACCAACGGAGCAGCAGCAGCAGCGCCCCAGGCGCUCUCUGAAGACCUCUGGGUUGGGUUCCUCACUGCAGCAGCAGGCGGAGGAGGGGGGCCCCACGGCGGCCCCUGGAGCGGCGGCGGGGGGCCCCCGGGGGGCCCCCAUAGGGGCCCCGGCCGCAGCAGUGGCGGCGCCAACGGGGGCCCUCCCUUCGACUCUUCUCCCCUGAGCAUUCCGGGGCUUAUGGGAGUUUGCCGCGUUUUAUUUUUGUCGCGAGGAGUCAACAAACGCCUUCUUUUCUUGCUGCUGGCGUCGCUUGCUGCCUCGCAUGCAGAGACCCGAGAUGUGCUGCUGCUGCUGCUGGUCUACAUCUGCUGGGUAGCUAUUCCUGAGUGCUACACCACGCUGCGGCCUUCUUACCCUGGCCGGGACACGCUGAAGCUGCUGGGCCUGCCGCCAGUGCCGGUGCUGCUGCCUCCAGAGGGGUCGCAGCAGCAGCAGCAGCAACAGCACCAGCAGCAGCAGCAGCAGGGCGGAUUCCAGUGCGAACGCUUCGCCAUGGGAGGCGCUGCAGCUGAACGCGUUCUUGAGCAGCUGCGCAGCCUGCUGACUGUGCUACCGCAGGCAGCAGCAACAUUUUGCACCAAAAUGCCGCACCCGCGGUCUCUCACUUUCCAAGACCUCCUUAAAGUGCAGCAGCGCAGACACAACGCCAGCAGUAGCAGCAGCAGCAGUCACCACUCGCCGCAGCAGCAGCAGGGAGAGGCAAAGAGCGAGGGAGCCCCACCGGCUGCAACGGCGCAGCGAACGGAACAGCAGCAGCAGCAGCCCCAGCAGCAGCAGCACCACCAUGAAGGCGCAGCAGAAGGCGGAGAAGAUCUAGCCCACGAACUCCGCCGCAAAAAGAAGCGCAGGGAACCCUGCAGCAGCACGGGCACCAGCAAGGAUGAAGGAGCAGCAGCAAGUGUGCUGCAGCAGCAGAAUGAGCCCUUAGAGGAGCCCGUGGACGGCGAGUAUCUGAUCAAUGUCCUGAUGCAACUGACAGCCACUUCGCUCUUCCAGACUUCGCCGCGCCACAUGGCUCAUCUCCUUGCUGCGAUACACUUGCUGGUAAGCGGUUCGGCGAGCAGCAGCAGCAGCAGCAGCAACAGCAGCAGCCGAAGCAGGCCACCAAGCAGAUCGUCUGCGCCUGCUUCGAGCAGUCGAGCUCAGUCGACAGACAGCCAAGGCCAACCCAGCAGCAGCAGCAGCUCCAGCGCUGCAGCACCAGGCAGCAGCAGCAGCGCCAGCGCUGCGGUUCCAAGCAGCGGCAGCAGUACUGCUGCUGUGGCGCCGGGAAGCAGCAGCGGUAACUCGGCGGAGCCAGCUGUGGAGGAGAUUGUCCCCGACAACGCACUCAGCAGCAGCAGCAGCAGCAGCAACAGCAGCAGCAGCAGCGCUCAGGAAAGCAUGCAGGAGCGCAUGCUUCGCGUGGUGACCCCUGAGGCCGUAGAGUGCAUCUGCGGGCUGCUAUGCUCUCCUCACGUUGCUGCUGCUUGGUCCCAGGUUGUGGGGUUCUCGGCACAGCAGCGGGAGGCGCAGCUGCAGCAGCUGGCAGUUGUGGCGAAGAUCGUGGGGUGUCUGUACACCUCAGCGCAGCACCGCGGGUGGGUCGACGAGGCCCUGCGGCGCAACUGCGACGCCCUCAGCGAUGUGCUGUCUCAGGAACUUGCUGCUUUAUCCCGGACUUUGAACGAAGCAGCGCAGCAGCAGCAGCAGCUGCAGGUUCACGACGACCUCUGGGCCCGCAGAGAGGCUUUGGAGCCCCACUUUGCUGCCUUCUACAGGCUCUGCGGCACCCUCAACGAGGUGUACACUCACCUCCAGCAGCAGCAGCAGCAGCAGCUGCAGCAGCAGCAGGCUAAGUCGCCCGACGCUGCAGCGGGAAGCGCCACUGAAGAACCAGCCGGGGCCGCAUCAGCUGCAGCUCCACAAGCAGCAGCAGUACCCGCAGUGGCAGGAGCAGCUGCAAACCAGGUCCCUCCUCCUGCUGCUUCCUUGAAUGCAGACAUCGACUUGUCAAGUGCACCUGAGGCGCCAGCGGCAGCAGCAGCACCUCCAGCUGCGGCAGCAGCAGGUGCAGCAGCAGCAGCAAAUGCAGACGAAAGCAGCACAGCGGUAGUCCCCGCGCUUGUUCGGUUCAGGGCUUUCUUUGACGCCUCCAAAGUCCACAAGAUUUGGGAGGGUUUAGAAGAUGUUCUCUCAGCUGUGGGGGCUGCUUACCCGGCCCUGAGUGCAGAGGCGGCAGCAACGCAGCAUAGACACCGCACGCAGCAGGCAGCAGCAGCAGCAGCAGCAGCAGAAGCAACGGCAGCUAGCGCCGCGGCAGCAGCAGGCAGUGCCGGCGCAGCCUCUGGAGCAGCUACGGCAAGACCGGCAGGGACAGACGCUGCAGCAGGAGAGGCGCGGGCUAGGGAAGCUGCCGGCGGGGAAGCUGCUGCUGACGGCGCAGCAGCAGCAGCAGCAGCAGAAGACGGCGAAGGGGCUGUGGUGGAGGAGCGCGAAGCAGCAGCAGCAGGCUCACGCGAGCUUGCAGCGCCGCUGGUGCUGGCGCAGCUGCUGCCACUAUUUGAAGCCUUCCUGCAAGUGCAGCAGCUGUCAAUAGCAGCAGACUUGGGUUUGAAGGAUGUCUCAAUGCUGCAGGAGCUGGAUCUGUUUGCUGCUGCGGCGGAGCGGGAGCGCAGCAUCGCGGACCGCGCUGCUGCAGCAGUUGCUGCUGCAGUGGACCCCCGCACGGGCAUCCCAGAUGCAGCAGCAGCACAGGCAGCUUGCUGCAGAGCCAGCGAGGAGCUGCUGCAGUGCGAAAAGCAAGAAGAAGACGGAGGGGGCUUCGGAGUCAGCAGCCGCAGACACUUGGCUCUUUGCUGCUUCUGCGAGCGGCAUGUUCUUUGCUUCAACGCGCUGCUGAAGCAAAACCCGAGUCUGCUGUCGGGCCCCUUCUCUCCUUUGCUGCGGCUGACUCCCAUGAUGCUUUCUUUCGAAAACAAAAGACAUUAUUUCCGACAAAAGAUCAAAGAGAUCAGACACGCAAGCAGGGCAGACCACGUGCGCCUCUCCGUCAGAAGGCAGCAUGUCUUCACGGACUCUUACCACCAAAUCCGGAUUCGUUCAG